AUGGCUAUGGCUUUUCGAGCUCGCUCAGCGGCGCUGAUGCGUCGGGGCCGCUUCCACUCAUUCGGGGGUCGGAGUCGCGGUCUGGCAACUGUUACAGAUAAUACGCAACCGUACGACGUCGUUGUCAUUGGAGGUGGCCAUGCCGGUUCUGAGGCAUGCGCUGCUGCUGCUCGGUCUGGUGCGCGCACCGCGUUGGUCACACCCUCCCUCUCGAACAUUGGCGUCUGCUCGUGCAAUCCCAGUUUCGGUGGAAUUGGCAAAGGAACGAUGAUUCGAGAGGUGGAUGCGAUGGACGGUGUCGCUGGUCGCAUUAUCGAUAAGGCUGGUGUCAUGUUUCGCGUCUUGAACCGCUCUAAGGGUCCCGCUGUUUGGGGCCCGCGUGCGCAGAUUGACCGUGAUCUCUACAAGCGGUACAUGUCGGAGGAGUUGGCUGGAACAAAGAAUCUGAACAUUGUCGAGGGAAAGGUGGCCGAUAUUGUGGUUUCAACCGAAGGAGUUGAGAAUACCCCCGGUGCUCAGGGCAAGAUUGUUGGUGUGCGAUUGGAGUCUGGAGAGGUCAUUCCCACUGGCCGUGUGGUCAUCACAACGGGCACAUUCUUGGGCGGUGAAAUUCAUAUUGGAAUGGAUGUGUUCCCCUCCGGGCGCAUGGGCGAAGCUCCCACAUACGGCCUGAGCAAGUCUCUCCGCGACGCUGGCUUCCAACUGGGUCGCUUGAAGACCGGGACGCCGCCUCGACUGGAUGGUAAGACAAUUGAUUACCGCGGCCUCGAAGUGCAAAAGGGUGACUCGCCACCUCAUCCAUUCUCAUAUUUGAACAAAACUGUCGACGUGGGCGACGAGGGCCAGCUUACUUGCUGGAUGACACAUACAAACGAGGCGGUUCACGAUAUCAUCCGCGCCAACCUGGACAAAUCCAUUCAUAUCAGGGAGACAGUUCGCGGACCUCGCUACUGCCCUUCGCUGGAAUCAAAGAUCAUUCGAUUCAAGGACAAAACCCAACACCAAAUUUGGCUUGAGCCUGAGGGAUUCGCACCCAACGAUGUCAUUUACCCGAAUGGUAUCUCAAUGACCGUGCCCGCGGAUGCACAAUAUGCAAUGCUUCGCGCCGUCCGCGGUCUCGAGAACGUAACCAUGCUCCAGCCAGGCUACGGAGUCGAAUACGACUACAUCGACCCACGCAACCUCCGGCCAACCCUGGAGACAAAACUGAUCAGUGGUCUCUAUUUGGCUGGACAGAUUAACGGCACAACCGGCUACGAAGAAGCAGCCGGACAAGGCAUCAUCGCCGGCAUGAACGCUGGCCUGGAAGCACAAAGCCGAAACCCCCUAACCCUCACCCGAUCAGACGGCUUCAUCGGCAUCAUGAUCGACGACCUCAUCACAAAGGGCGUGUCCGAACCAUACCGGAUGUUCACAACGAGAAGUGAAUACCGUAUCUCAACACGCUCCGACAACGCAGACCUGCGCCUGACGCGCAUGGCCCGCGACGCAGGUGUCGUCUCCGACAAGCGCUGGAGCCACUUCUCGGAUACAGAAGCGCAGAUCCAGGAACUACAAACCCUCCUCGCUAAUACAAAGCUUUCAUCUUCCGCGUGGUCUCGCAAGGGUUUCAAGGUCCGGGAUGAUACCUCCAUCCGCUCAGGACUUGAUCUCCUGGUCCUCGACAACAUUGACAUCGACUCUCUAAUCCCAAUCAUGGAGUCUGCUUCCGGAACGACGUACACUGCCGCCUCAUUCGCACCGGAGAUUCGCACCCGCGUCGCCAUCGAAGGCCGAUAUGCGCCUUACCUGAAGCGCCAGGAGAAGAUGGCCAUGCGCUUCCAGAAGGAUGAGAACUUACUUCUGGCCCCUGAUCUGGAUUACAGUCAGGUUACCGGCAUUAGCAAUGAGGAGCGACAGGUGCUUGAACGCGUGCGUCCUGUUAGUGUUGGUAUGGCGAAGCGCAUUGAGGGCGUUACGCCUGUUGGUGCGCUGAGGUUGCUGAUGCAUGUGAGAAAGAACCGUGGUUUUGUCAAGGAAAUGGAUGGCGAAGACUCUGCUGUUGCUGAUGUGCUUGCCUCGUCGCCAUAG
Penicillium canescens is the source of this 2070-nucleotide messenger RNA. Its product is annotated as tRNA modification protein MTO1. The record is from RefSeq and is a predicted model, not a curated record. Gene Ontology annotation, cellular component: cytosol. The transcript is spliced from 2 exons. Gene Ontology annotation, biological process: tRNA wobble uridine modification; tRNA methylation. Lineage: Eukaryota; Fungi; Ascomycota; Eurotiomycetes; Eurotiales; Aspergillaceae. The coding region runs from base 1 to 2070 and encodes 689 amino acids. Gene Ontology annotation, molecular function: flavin adenine dinucleotide binding.